Messenger RNA from Etheostoma spectabile (orangethroat darter), 1203 nucleotides. RefSeq names its product neuroguidin, EIF4E binding protein (gene ngdn). Bases 79 to 1032 code for a protein of 317 amino acids. Gene Ontology annotation, biological process: maturation of SSU-rRNA from tricistronic rRNA transcript (SSU-rRNA, 5.8S rRNA, LSU-rRNA). The transcript is spliced from 11 exons. NCBI's taxonomy places the organism in Eukaryota, Metazoa, Chordata, Actinopteri, Perciformes, Percidae. The record is from RefSeq and is a predicted model, not a curated record. Gene Ontology annotation, cellular component: small-subunit processome; nucleolus.
UAGGCUACAGUGCUACACUGUCAAGCCCUGUAUGGCCACUGUUCCUCUGCGGCUUCCGUAGACUACAUUGAAAACAAAAUGGCUGCCCCUGUUGACAACGCUUUAAUUGAAAGGGAUUUGCCUGCAGCUGUACAGCUGCUGAGGAAUCUCACAGAACAGGUGGCCUCAGUUACGAGUCAUGUCCGUGACCUGAUAACAAAAGUCAAAGAUGGGGCGUUUAAGACAUCAAAGGGUUUGUCAUUCUUGGACCUUCGGUACCACCUGCUGCUUUUUUACCUUCAAGAUCUCACUCACCUGAUCAGCAUCAAAACAGAAGGAGGCAAAAUAAAAGACAGUGAAGCCUUGAAUAGACUGGUGACAGUCAGAACGGUCCUGGAGAAGAUGCGACCGAUAGACCACAAACUUAAGUACCAGAUUGAUAAACUGGUGCGCACGGCUGUCACCGGCAGUUUAGCUGAGAAUGACCCCCUGCAGCUGCGUCCUAACCCUGAAAAUCUCAUCAGUAAAUUGAGUGAAUCCGAGGAGUCUGAAGGUGAAGCCGAGAAUAAGACGGAGAAGAAAGCAGCCCACUCUAGUGGCAGGAAAUAUGUACCGCCGAAGAUUGUCCCAGUACAUUAUGACGGGGACAUGACAGAAGCAGACAAGAAGAAGGCUCAGUCUGAGCGCCAGCGGCGAGCUGCCCUCAGGAGCUCUGUGAUCCAGGAGCUGAGACAGCAGUACAGCGACGCUCCGGAGGAGAUCCGGGACAGACGGGACUUCCAGAGCGAGCGGGAGAGCCGCGAGGAGCUACACAGGAAAAAUUAUGAAGAGUCCAUGAUGGUGCGUCUCAACAUGCCACAACGGCAGAAGAAUGCCAGAAAGAGAGGCGCAAUGUCCAUGACCGGCCAGCUGAGCGGCAUCACUCACUUCAGUGACAUCACCGCACUGACCGGCGGCGAGGGGGGCCAGGAUGGGGAGAAUUCUCGUCCCAAGAAAAAGAAGAAACUCAUGAAGAAAAAAACGAAAAGAAGAGCCUUUAAGAAGCACCGAUAAGACGACCCAAACACGUGUCCAAUGAUGUUAGAAGACCAAAUUACAUGAGGAUGUCUUAACAGCUGUCAUUUCAGGUUAUACUUCUGAGUUUAGCUGAUUCUGUAGUAAUUGCCCACCACCUCUGCAUAGUGUAUCAAGUUGUGGAAUAAACGUUUACUGUUGACUCCUGUA